Leptopilina heterotoma is the source of this 2064-nucleotide messenger RNA. RefSeq lists its product as uncharacterized. The coding region runs from base 1 to 2064 and encodes 687 amino acids. The transcript has 3 exons. Gene Ontology annotation, biological process: DNA integration. NCBI's taxonomy places the organism in Eukaryota, Metazoa, Arthropoda, Insecta, Hymenoptera, Figitidae. Gene Ontology annotation, molecular function: nucleic acid binding. The record is from RefSeq and is a predicted model, not a curated record.
AUGAUUCUAUCGGCUAUAGAGCAAGUUUUCGAUCCCUUGAGAUUGAUAGGGCCAUUCGUCGUAAGAUCGAAGAUGCUUCUGCAGGAUCUUCGGAAACUAAGGAUAGGAUGGGACACACCUAUUCCGUCAGAGAUAGCAAAGAAAUGGUCAUCAUAUUGUGAGCAGGUGAAACAAAUUGAACGCAUUAAAAUUCCACGGCAUGUUUUGGUGCAGUCACCACAGGAAGUCGAGAUCCAUGGAUUCUGUGAUGCAUCACUGGUUGCAUAUGGUGCUUGCAUCUAUCUUCGGUCGGUCAACGGUGACGGAUCAGUAAUGGUCAGACUUUUGACUGCAAGAUCAAGGGUUGCUCCUAUGAAGACACUAAGUUUGCCAAGGCUUGAGCUGUGUGGAGCGGUUCUAUUAGCAAAUCUUCAUAGCAAGGUGAAGGAAGUAUUGACUGUGAAAAUAAAGGAUUCUUGGUUUUGGAGCGAUUCAAUGGUGGCGUUGUCCUGGAUCAGGGCAGAUCUGUCUAGAUGGCAUAUCUUCGUUGGCAACCGGGUCAGUAAAAUUCAGCAACAUACAUCAGCAGAAAAAUGGAAUCAGGUGCGAACGGAUCAAAAUCCUGCUGAUCUGAUUUCGAGAGGAACGGAACUCGAUGAUCUGGAAAAAUUAACAAUCUGGUGGAAUGGUCCUUCAUACUCUUCAUGGACGAAGCUAUGUCGAAUAACACCAUAUUGUCAACGAUUUGCUGGAAAUUUGAAAAGGAAGAAGAAUGGAUUGUCGCUGAUCACGGAUCAUUUAUCUGCAGAGGAGCUGGAUAAAGCUCGAAUUUCCUUGCUUAAACUAUACCAGGAGGAGGAAUUUUUAAAAGAGUUGUCUGAUCUUCGUCAAAAUAAACCUAUCAAUUCUACGAGCAGAAUCUUGACCUUCAAUCCUUUCUUAGAUGAUCAGGGAUUGAUGAGAGUGGGAGGAAGAUUAGCAAAUGCUCCAAUUUCUUAUUCCAAAAAAUUCCCUGUUAUCCUGGCAACUAAACACAUGCUUACGGUAUUGAUAAUUCGAAAUAUGCAUUAUAAAAAUUUACAUGCAGGGGCGCAAUUUUUCAAAAGUGUACUACGAGAAUUAUAUUGGAUUAUUUCAACAGAUUGCGCAAUACUUCGUGUAAUACGAAAAUGUGUUUUAGGUUUUCGAUUAAGAUCAAAGAGCCCAACGCAAUUAAUGGGAAAUUUACCUGCCGAGCGCGUUACUUCGUCACGAGCUUUUGCUUAUACAGGAUUGGUCUAUGCAGGUCCUUUUAAAAUUAAAUUGUCUCGAAAUGUUACAGGUAAAGCUUAUUUGUGUGUGUUUGUGUGCAUGGCAACGAAAGCUAUGCAUCUGGAGUUAGCUUCUGAUUUAUCAACAAACACUUUCUUAAAUGCUCUUAAACGUUUCAUAUCUCGUCGCGGUAAAUGUCUAUCUAUUCAUUCUGAUAAUGGUCUCAAUUUUGUGGGAGCAAAAAACGAACUCCAACAAAUUGUAAAGAGUUUGUUGACUGAAUCGGAAAGUAAAACUAAAAUCGCAAAAUUUGUUUCAGAAAACUCAAUUGCAUGGAAUUUUAUUCCGCCGUAUUCUCCGCACAUGGGAGGUUUGUGGGAAGCAUGUGUGAAAUCUGCGAAAUCGCAUUUGAGAACAGUGUUUAAUGACACACCGCUGACCUUCGAGGAGUUUUACACUUUGAUUACGCAAGUCGAGUCUAUAUUGAAUUCUCGGCCGCUUUGUCCUCAGUCGACAGAUCCUCAUGAUCUGACUGCUCUCACCCCUGGUCAUUUUUUGAUCGGGUCUUCUUUUAAUUCAAUUUUGGAAAAAGAUCAUUUAGAUAUUCCAUUAAACCGAGAAGUUGAGAAUGUCAAGGUGGGUCAAAUGAUUGUCAUCAGGGACGAUAAUGCGCCGCCACUGCGUUGGCGUUUGGGCCGCAUAAAAGAUUUGCAUCCGGGUAAUGAUGGAAGAGUGAGAGUGGUGAGUGCAAGAACGUCAUCGGGUAUUGUCAAGCGAGCAUUGCCUAAAAUUUGUAUACUUCCAAUCGAAGAUGAAAAUGACUGCAAGGUUUGA